This is a messenger RNA of Galeopterus variegatus (Sunda flying lemur), 1060 nucleotides long. RefSeq names its product GTP-binding nuclear protein Ran-like. Lineage: Eukaryota; Metazoa; Chordata; Mammalia; Dermoptera; Cynocephalidae. Gene Ontology annotation, biological process: protein import into nucleus; ribosomal subunit export from nucleus. The transcript has a single exon. Gene Ontology annotation, cellular component: cytoplasm; nucleus. Gene Ontology annotation, molecular function: GTP binding; GTPase activity. The coding region runs from base 36 to 686 and encodes 216 amino acids. The record is from RefSeq and is a predicted model, not a curated record.
GCGGGCGCGGAGAUGCUUCUGGGAGGAACACCGCGAUGGCUGCCCAGGGAGAGCCCCAGGUCCAGUUCAAACGUGUAUUGGUCGGUGAUGGUGGUACUGGAAAAACUGCAUUCGUGAAACGUCACUUGACCGGUGAAUUUGAGAAGAAGUGUGUAGCCACCCUGGGUGUUGAGGUCCAUCCCCUCGUGUUCCAUACCAACAGAGGUCCUAUUAAGUUCAAUGUAUGGGAUACAGCUGGCCAGGAGAAAUUUGGUGGACUGAGAGAUGGUUAUUACAUCCAAGCCCAAUGUGCCAUUAUAAUGUUUGAUGUAACAUCAAGAGUUACUUACAAGAAUGUGCCUAACUGGCAUAGAGACCUUGUACGAGUAUGUGAAAACAUCCCCACUGUGUUGUGUGGCAACAAAGUGGAUAUUAAGGACAGGAAAGUGAAGGCAAAAUCUAUUGUCUUUCACCGAAAGAAGAAUCUGCAGUACUAUGACAUUUCUGCCAAAAGUAACUACAACUUUGAAAAGCCCUUCCUCUGGCUUGCACGAAAGCUCAUUGGAGACCCUAACUUGGAGUUUGUUGCCAUGCCUGCUCUUGCCCCACCAGAGGUUGUCAUGGACCCAGCUUUGGCAGCACAGUAUGAGCAUGAUUUAGAGGUUGCUCAGACAACUGCUCUUCCGGAUGAGGAUGAUGACCUGUGAGAGAGAAGCUGGAGACCAGCGUCAGAAGUCUAGUUUUAUAGGCAGCUGUCCUGUGAUGUCAGCGGUGCAGCAUGUGUGCCACUUUAUUAUCUAGCUAAGCAGAACAUGUGCUUCAUCUGUGGGAUGCUGAAGGAGAUGAAUGGGCUUCGGAGUGAAUGUGGCAGUUAAAAAAAAUACCUUCAUUGUUUGGACCUGCAUAUUUAGCUGUUUUGGAACGCAGUUGAUUUCUUGAGUUUCAAAUAUAAGACUGCUAUAGUCACAUCACAACAUUCGGUGGUGAAAUCUUGUUUGUUACUGUCAUUCCCACUCCUUUUUGUUUAGAAUCAGAAUAAAGUUGUAUUUCAAAUAUCUAAAAAAAAAAAAAAAAAAAAAAA